AGAUUUCUUACAAAUUUUUUCAUGUAUUUUAACGCCGGCGAAAGAUGUAUUUUAGCACAGGUCUGCACUCGAUGGAGAGAUAUCUUGUACAGGUCCCCGCGAUAUUGGUCUGGGCUCGUGCCAGUUCUGCAAUGCCGAGAAAUGCGCGGCACCCAAGGAAAUGAAAGGGCGAGAUUGUACGCAUCGCUAUUGCGAAGAGGUUUCCACAGUUUAUCCUUGAUGGGCGCUUCGGACGAAGAUGCCAUGGAUUUAGUUAAUACAUUUCCCUUAGCUUCAAAACAUAUACAUACUCUAAGCCUGAGAUGUUCCAGCAUUACCGACAGAGGAUUGGAAACGCUUCUAGAUCAUCUACAGGCACUCUACGAGUUAGAACUGGCAGGAUGCAAUGAGAUUACGGAAGCAGGACUGUGGGCCUGCUUGAAUCCAAGAAUAGUCUCACUUUCGCUUACCGACUGCAUCAACGUGGCGGACGAGGCCGUUGGAGCAGUUGCACAGUUAUUACCGGCUCUCUACGAGUUUUCCUUACAAGCUUACCACGUUACCGAUGCAGCUUUAGGUUACUUUUCACCCAAACAAAGCAAUUCACUCAAUGUACUCAGGUUACAUUCUUGUUGGGAAAUUACUAAUCACGGGGUUGUAAAUAUAGUGCAUUCACUUCCGAAUUUAACAAUUUUGAGCUUAUCAGGCUGUAGUAAAAUUACAGACGACGGUGUAGAAUUAAUAGCAGAAAAUCUACAAAAACUAAGAUCUUUAGAUCUGUCCUGGUGUCCUAGAAUUACUGAUGCUGCCUUGGAAUACAUAGCAUGCGACCUUAACCAGUUAGAAGAACUAACCCUAGAUAGAUGUGUACAUAUAACAGAUAUAGGAAUUGGUUAUAUUUCAACAAUGUUGUCGUUAUCUUCCCUUUAUUUACGUUGGUGUUCCCAAAUUAGAGAUUUUGGACUGCAACAUUUGUGUGGGAUGCGCAACCUACAAAUACUGUCAUUAGCAGGGUGUCCAUUGUUGACGUCGAGUGGCCUGUCUAGUCUCAUUCAGUUGCGGCAUAUGAGAGAAUUAGAAUUAACAAAUUGUCCAGGGGCAUCAAGAGAACUGUUUGACUACCUUAGAGAACAUCUUCCUCGUUGCCUCGUUAUAGAAUAAGUCGCCAAUUGUCCACUUGUUAUAUUUGAUACUAGACUGUGCAAUAAUUUCUACUUCAAUCAUUUGACUUAUCAUAGUUUUGUACAUUUUUUUUAUUUGCUUUUCGAAUUAUUAUUAUAAUUAAUAUCUACUUAAUAAGCUUCAAUAGAAUACAAAAUAUACAACUAUCUUCAGAGGGAAAUUCACUUGCACUUAAUAACUAUAAAAUUUGCCUGAAAUAAGCCACAGUACAGAUCCG
Molecule: messenger RNA, 1378 nt
Organism: Psylliodes chrysocephalus
Lineage: Eukaryota; Metazoa; Arthropoda; Insecta; Coleoptera; Chrysomelidae
Source: the annotation of a GenBank genome assembly